CCCGUCCUGCCCCCGCCCGGUCCGGGGAAGCUCGGGAGGACACUGAGAAGCUCUGGGGCCAGGACAGGUCUCAAGAACUCGGUAGAGUUUGACAGAGAACCCUCCCAUAGCCGGAAGGGCAGGGUCGAAGACAGAGGAGAGGCGAAGAGUAGGCAGGCAGGGCAGCAGGGAAGCAGGCCGGCGGGGCGAGGGACCUACCGCUCCGCUCCUUCCCGCAGGGUCUUAUAGCGGCACUCCGGGAUCGACCCCGACUCCGGUUCCGCGGGGACCUCCCCCAGAAUCCGCCCCCAGAGGCGGGAACUACCCGGGGCAAUGUGGCAGAUCACUGCCCGCUCCCUGCGCCGGGCCAGCUCCCGUAGCUGGCAGAGGCGACUGUCCUGGCCCGGCCCCGCGCCUGCAGCCUCACGGUGCCGCAGCCCCGCGUGGACCCCCGGGACAGCCUCUGCCCGUGGACUCGCCUCCAUGGCCCCCUCCAUCCGCCUCUCGCCCGCCACCCGCAGCCUCUUCGAUGAGCCGCUGGCCAUCGCUGUGCAGGGCCUCGGCCCGCGGCAGCAGGUCACACUGAGGACAUCCUUGCGGGACGAGAAGGGAGAGCUCUUCCAGGCCAGUGCCCGCUACCAGGCGGGGGACGACGGGGAGCUGGACCUAGCCCGCUGCCCUGCCCUGCCGGGAGGCAGCUUCUCCGGCCUGGAGCCCAUGGGGCUGCUCUGGGCUUUGCAGCCCCAGAGGCCCUUCUGGCGGCUGGUGAAGCGGGACGUUCAGAGCCCCUUCCUCCUGCAGCUGGAGGUGUUUGAGGGCCACGGGAAGCCUCCAGGGCGCCUCCUGGCCCAGGCGCAGCACGAGCGGGCGUUCCUGCGGGACGGGGUGCGGAGAGUCCCGGUGCGAGAGGGGAGGAUCCGGGCGACGCUUUUUCUGCCCCCCGGAAAUGGCCCCUUUCCGGGAAUUAUUGACUUAUAUGGAACUGGAGGAGGACUCCCUGAAUACAGGGCAUGCCUGCUGGCCAACUAUGGCUUUGCUGUGCUGGCUCUGGCUUACUACGGCUAUGAAGAUCUCCCCAAAGAGAUGAAGGAAUUCCACCUGGAAUAUUUUGAAGAAGCUGUAAACUAUAUGUUACAACGCACCCAGGUUAAAGGUCCAGGAAUUGGGUUGCUUGGAAUCUCAAAGGGUGGUGACCUGUGCACCUCCAUGGCCUCCUUCCUAAAGGGCAUCACAGCCACUGCCCUUAUCAACGGCUCAGUGGCAAAUGUGGGUGCAGUGCUCCGCUACAAGGACAUCACCAUUCCACCUCUUAAUAUCAAUUUGAAACGCAUCAAGGUCAGCAAGUCCGGGAUUGCUGAUAUUUUUGAUAUAUUGAACAACCCACUAGAAGGGCCUGACCAGCAAAGCUUCAUCCCUUUGGAGAAGGCCGAGUGUCGCUUCUUGUUCAUUGUUGGCCAGGAUGAUCGCAACUGGAAAAGCGAAUUCUUUGCAGUUGAGGGGAGCAAACGUUUGCAAGCUCAUGGGAAGGAAAAGCCUGAGAUAGUCUGUUAUCCUGGAGCAGGGCACUACAUUGAACCUCCCUUUUUCCCAAUGUGCGCAGCCUCAAUGCAUCUGCUAGUUGGCAAACCUGUGGAGUGGGGAGGGGAGCCCAAGGCACACUGUGAGGCACAGAUAGAUGCUUGGCAGCAGAUCCAAGCUUUCUUCUGGAAACACCUCACAGGCAAGCCAUCUGGAACAUCCAGUAAUCUGUGAUGUGAAGUAGAUUACGUUACAGAUGAAGAUGCUGGUGUUUCAAGAUUGCUUUGUUAAAUGGCUCAGAAUGAGAACAAGGAACAUCAGAGAAUAAGCUAUUGGGUUUCUUGGAGGAUGACAGCAGGUGAAAGCAUGAAAGCUGCUUGGUUUCUACACCCUCCUCUAACCUUGGUUAGAGGUUCUUGGCCUCCUGCUUUGUGUAGUAUAGGAUUAAAAGCUGUGGAAGACAAAUGU
Neopelma chrysocephalum (saffron-crested tyrant-manakin) is the source of this 1965-nucleotide messenger RNA. RefSeq names its product acyl-coenzyme A thioesterase 1-like. Lineage: Eukaryota; Metazoa; Chordata; Aves; Passeriformes; Pipridae. Gene Ontology annotation, molecular function: fatty acyl-CoA hydrolase activity. The coding region runs from base 313 to 1731 and encodes 472 amino acids. The record is from RefSeq and is a predicted model, not a curated record. Gene Ontology annotation, biological process: acyl-CoA metabolic process; fatty acid metabolic process. The transcript has 3 exons.